GGCUGGUUUGCUGCACAUGUGUCAUUAAUUGUCAAGAAUGCUGCUCAGAGUUGGCUGAUCGGAAGAUAGGCAGCGCAAAGGAACAGGAUUUGAGACAGCCCAGGGUUUCCUCUUCAAAGGAAUCAAGAUGACUGAGAAGGACGUACAGCCACAGCUGGACGAGGGGGACGAUGACCUGGACAGCAAGCUCAAUUACAAGCCACCCCCUCAGAAGUCCCUGAAGGAGCUGCAGGAGAUGGAUAAAGACGACGAGAGUCUAACCAAGUACAAGAAAACGCUGCUGGGGGAUGUUCCUGUGAUAGCGGACCCAACAGUCCCCAAUGUGACUGUUACCCGGCUUAGCCUUGUUUGUGACAGUGCACCAGGACCAAUCACCAUGGACCUUACUGGUGACCUCGAAGCCCUCAAAAAGGAAACAUUUGUGUUAAAGGAGGGUAUUGAAUAUAGGGUCAAAAUUAACUUCAAAGUGAACAAGGAUAUUGUGUCCGGCCUGAAGUAUGUUCAGCACACGUAUCGGACUGGGAUGAAAGUGGACAAAGCUACAUUCAUGGUUGGCAGCUACGGCCCCCGACCAGAGGAGUAUGAGUUCCUCACUCCAGUAGAGGAGGCUCCCAAGGGCAUGCUGGCCCGAGGCACUUACCACAACAAGUCCUUCUUCACUGAUGACGACAAGCAGGACCACCUCACCUGGGAAUGGAACCUGGCCAUUAAGAAGGAUUGGACAGAAUGAGGCAUCUGUCUAUCCCUCCCUCUACUACUUCCCCACCAGAAGAAUCCUUCCUGCCACGUCGGUCAUGUUCUCCCUCUCCCCUCCCUGUUCACAGCUGGAUCCCUUCUCUAUCACACACACACACACACACACACACACACACACACACACACACACACACACGCACACACACACAGUCUCCUCACUAAUGUGUUUUAUAUUACCCCAUCUCUUAAGGUGUUCUCUGCACAUGAGACUUAAAACCGAGGCUUUAACCCAGCUUGUUCUCUCAGACUUUCUCCUCCUCAGCAGGGCCAGAGUUCCGAAGUUCUCCAUCUCAUUUAGCAUUACUCUCUUUUCUCCCAAUCUGAGUACCGAAGGCCAGAAAAUGGGCAAGCUAUAUCAUUAAUGGCUCCCUUGCCUUCUGUUCAGAAAUUCAUCCUUGCCACUGGGUUCUUCUGGGUCAACGAAUCCCGCCAUCACCUUCCCUGCCAGUAGGGGCUCUUCUUUUGGGGGAAACACUGUAAACAAGACGUAAGGAAAAGAAUAAAAUAACUGUAUGUGUGACUGAG
Messenger RNA from Peromyscus californicus insignis, 1281 nucleotides. It is a transcript of the gene Arhgdib, whose product is annotated as Rho GDP dissociation inhibitor beta. Gene Ontology annotation, biological process: Rho protein signal transduction. Gene Ontology annotation, cellular component: cytosol; membrane; cytoplasm. Gene Ontology annotation, molecular function: Rho GDP-dissociation inhibitor activity; protein binding. The transcript has 6 exons. NCBI's taxonomy places the organism in Eukaryota, Metazoa, Chordata, Mammalia, Rodentia, Cricetidae. The record is from RefSeq and is a predicted model, not a curated record. Bases 128 to 730 code for a protein of 200 amino acids.